AUGGUUCUUGAAGCCCGGAUUGCCAACCUGGAGGAAAUGCUAUCCCUGGCAGCCGGCAGCCUUGAUCCGCACGGUCUGAUCAAAGGAGACGAAACCCCCCUGGGCCCUCUCGAGUCUCAGUUCGACUCCCCCCUCAACGGGCCGGCCGACGCAGCAACAGCCUCGGCGAUAGACGACCUAGCCGACGCCCUGGGGACCUUCACGCUCGGCGAUGCCGGGGAGCUUCGGUUCUUCGGGGCGUCCAGCAAUUUCAGCAUCAUCCAGAACCAUUCCCUGCGAGUGGCGUCGUCGGUCGAUGCGCGGAUCCGGGGUCUGAACGCCGCUCGCCAGAUGCCCGAUUACUUCGAGCCGUCGGACGAGCUGCGCGACCAUCUCCUGGCUCUGUACUGGCGAUGGCAGAACUCGUGGCAGUACAUCGUCGACCGGGAGUCAUUUGUCAUGGAUCUCUACGUCCACAAAUCCGGUCGCUUCUGCACGCCUCUCUUGCUCACCGCGAUCCUGGCUUUCGCGUCUCGAUACUCGUCCCGGCCCGAACUGAGGACAAAUCCCGAGGACGCCAAUACCGCGGGAGAGAUGUUCGCAUUGCAAGCCAGGACAAUGCUGCACCAUGAAUACGAAGCUCCUACCACGUCCACCGUCCAGGCUGCGGGAUUGCUUGGUCUGUACUCGGCCUCGGUCGAUCGCGAGGGCCUCGGGUUCAUGUACAUUGGCAUGGCGUCGCGCAUGGCCAUGAAUCUGGGCUUGCACUCGGAUGCUUCGGCGUAUGUGUCCAAAGGGAUCAUUUCCGAGGAAGAUCUGGAAGCUCGCAACAUUGCCUUUUGGGGGAUAUAUGUCUUGGACAAGUAG
Messenger RNA from Capronia coronata CBS 617.96, 846 nucleotides. RefSeq lists its product as uncharacterized. The transcript has a single exon. Gene Ontology annotation, biological process: DNA-templated transcription. The record is from RefSeq and is a predicted model, not a curated record. NCBI's taxonomy places the organism in Eukaryota, Fungi, Ascomycota, Eurotiomycetes, Chaetothyriales, Herpotrichiellaceae. Gene Ontology annotation, molecular function: DNA binding; zinc ion binding. Bases 1 to 846 code for a protein of 281 amino acids.